CCGGGUCAGCCUGAGCUCGGUGCUGCCCGAGUCGGGGAUCGUGGCCGACAUCGAGUGGGACCCCCCCGGUGUGGGGACCCCCGGGGACACCCCCAGUGACCCCCCCGGGGGGAGGGACCCUCCUCCUGGAGACCCCCCCAGGGACAUCGCCGCCGACCCCCCCGGCACUUUCUACUGCCUGAAGAGCCAGCCCCUCCCCCCCAGCACAGCCCCGGCCCCCCCCGGGGCCAUGUCGGCCCCCCCGGCCGCCCCCCCCUCGUCGCGGGUGCUGCUGCGGCAGCAGCUCAUGAGGGCCCAGGCCCAGGAGCAGGAGCAGAGGGAGAGGAGGGGGGGGGGAGGCCCCCCCACGGCAGCCCCCGGACCCCCCGGACCCUCCCCCGCCAUCGCCGUGGGUGCCCCCCCACCCCGGGCACCCCCCCACGUGCCCCCCGAGGUGCUCAAGGUUCAGACCCACCUGGAGAACCCGACCCGGUACCACCUGCGGGCGGCCCAGAGGCAGCAGGUCCGGCAGUACCUGAGCUCCGCCCUGGGCCGGGGGGGACCCCCCAGCCCCCCAGGACCCCCCCCCGCGCCCCCCACCCCCCCCAGCCCCCUGGCACUGCUGCACAUCGGCCCCGGCUCCGAGAAGGAGAUCGAUGACGUCAUCGAUGAGAUCAUCAGCCUCGAGUCCAGCUACGACGAGCUGCUGAGCUUCGGCCCCGCCGAGGGGCCCCUCCAGCUCCCCAGCACGCUGCCCGCCCCCGGCCCCCUCCUGGAGGUUUUCAGCCCCCCCCAGGGCGGCAGCAGCUCCUGCCCGGCCGAGCUGCCCCGGGUCAAGGCCGAGCUCUCAGAAACGGAGGCGAAGGCGCUGCUGAAGGAGCGGCAGAAGAAGGACAACCACAACCUGAUCGAGCGACGCCGGCGCUUCAACAUCAACGACCGGAUCAAGGAACUGGGGACCCUCAUCCCCAAAUCCAACGACCCGGAGAUGCGGUGGAACAAGGGCACGAUCCUGAAGGCCUCGGUGGAUUACAUCAGGAAGCUGCAGAAGGAGACCCAGCGCUCCCGGGAGCUGGAGCUGCACCAGCAGCGCCUGGAGCAGGCGAACCGCAGCCUCCAGCUCCGUGUGCAGGAGCUGGAGCUGCAGGCGCAGGUUCACGGGCUGCCCCUGAUCCCCCCCGGGGCUCCCAUGGCCGAGGGGGGCUGCGAGGAAGCCUCCGGAGGCCCCCCCUUCCCCCCGGGCCCCCCCUCCACUCCCCAGUGCCUCCUGGACCUGGCGGUGGCCGACGAGCUGCCCUCGGAGCUGAGCCUGCCCCUGGACCUGGGGGGGCCCGAGGGGAGCCUGGAUGACAUCCUGAUGGACGACGGGGGGGGGCUGUCACCUCUCGGCCCCCCGGGCGCCCUCCUGGCCUCCCCCGGGCCCUCCCGUGCCUCCAGUCCCCGCAGCAGCCUCAGCAUGGAGGACGAGUCCUGAGCACCCCCCUGGAAGGACCCUCGGGCGGAGCCCUUGUAGGGACCCCCCCCCACCACGCGGCCCUUUGAAGGACCCCCCCCCGGGCCCCCCCUGAGGCCCCUGCGAGGUGCGGAUGCUGUCUCAGGUGGGGCCCCACCGGGUGCCGUUUUAAGGCUCUUAAAACGGGCAAACGUUUUUUUUUUUUAACGACGGCAUCGGCCCUUUAAGCUGCUGCCACUGUGUUACCCUUUUAAGGUGCCCCGUGUGUGACCCCCCCCCCCCCACCUUAAAGGACCUGGGUGGGUGUGGCCCCUUUAAGGGGGGGGGGGGGAAGUCCCCCGUGGUGUGGCCCAUUUAAGGCGCUGGCGUCGGGCCCCACCUGGGUGUGGUCCUUUGAAGGCCCCGCCCCUGCCGGAGGCCCCGCCCCUCAUGGCUACCCUGGGCCCGCCCCUUUCUGGCUCUUCUCCAAUCAGUAGCCUCCUGGGGGCUGGCCCCCCUCUUGCGCGAAGCCCCGCCCUCCCCGCUGUCACUCACGAGUGCCCCGCCCACUACUAACGCCCAUCUGGACCCCGCCCCCUUUAGAGGCCCCGCCCACCAGCUCCACUUAAAGGGGCCGCUGCCCUUUUCCCCUCCCUCCUUUCCACCCCCCCGAUUUUGUACUGGACCCUCUCGCGGGAAAUAAACAGUUUGUUAACGAUGGA
Messenger RNA from Pipra filicauda (Wire-tailed manakin), 2133 nucleotides. RefSeq names its product transcription factor binding to IGHM enhancer 3 (gene TFE3). NCBI's taxonomy places the organism in Eukaryota, Metazoa, Chordata, Aves, Passeriformes, Pipridae. Gene Ontology annotation, molecular function: protein dimerization activity; RNA polymerase II cis-regulatory region sequence-specific DNA binding; DNA-binding transcription factor activity, RNA polymerase II-specific. The record is from RefSeq and is a predicted model, not a curated record. Gene Ontology annotation, cellular component: nucleus. Gene Ontology annotation, biological process: regulation of transcription by RNA polymerase II. The transcript is spliced from 9 exons. Bases 230 to 1453 code for a protein of 407 amino acids.